Molecule: messenger RNA, 1077 nt
Organism: Arabis nemorensis
Lineage: Eukaryota; Viridiplantae; Streptophyta; Magnoliopsida; Brassicales; Brassicaceae
Source: the annotation of a GenBank genome assembly
AUGGUAAACCAUGUUGCUUUCAUCACUGCCACAGAAGACUGCAAGACUCAAGAAGAGUUGGAUUCAGAUGAAAUUGCUGAACCAAAAUCCUCUAAAGACUAUCAAGGGUUAUUUAACCUAUGGACUCAAUUAAGCAAUGCGAAGAUCAAACAAGCUCAAGAAAAAGAAAAUCUCAUCUCUCUCAAGGAGAAACUGGAAUUGUGUGUUCCUCAACCCAUGCGUCCUGAGAAAGGGACAUGUCAUGUUUCGAAACAUACAAAAGAACACAGUGUCCGUUCAUUACACAAUGAACUCCGCAAGGAGAGAGAAGAUGCUAAUCUUGGUAAAGCAUGCCUAGCUGAGAAAUACAAAACUGCUAAGAUGUUGAGUAUCUGCGUGAGCUGGUUGGACAUCACUCAACCGAAAGAUAAUACCAAUGAUGAAACUAAACUCAAUGUCCCUGUUAGACCUGUGUUGAGCAAAUCUGUCACUCAACAGGGGAUAUCUACCCGUGAAACAUUUAAGGUCAAAUGGGAAAGAAAUCGAAUCAACAAAGGGGUGUUUAAAGGUUGUUUUCACUAUGGUAAAGUUGCACACAUGUGGGAACAAUGCUUCAAACGAAAGAAGAGAAUCCAACAGCUGUGGAAUCUCAAAAAAUGUUGGAUGAAACCUACGCAUGUUGGAUCUGUGUGGCUGCUUAAGAAGGAUCUCUAUCUUCAUCAACUCACAGAUUCAGACCAACACAUACUCGAGUAUCUGAAGUUAAACUCCGUAUAUAAUCAUGGAUGGGUUAGCAUUGAAGCGCAAGGGAAUAAGGAGUCUUUGGAAGCCAAUGUUGCCUACACGACAACCUCCUCCAGGGAUGACUUGAAUGAGACUGGGGUCAAUCAAGAAGAGAACAUUCAACUGGAUCCAAGAGAAGGUGAAACGGAUAUGAUUCCUUUAGGAAUGGCUAAAGUUGAUUUGAACCGGUUGGUUCGAUUUAAUCGUCGGUUUGACGGAAGGGUUAAGGGAACCCUAGGUUUCGACUAUAUAAGUCGUGCAGGCCGCCUUUGUGUCGUUUUUGGUCAGAAAAGCAUAGAGGAAAUAGAGGGUUGA